This is a messenger RNA of Lycium barbarum (goji berry), 654 nucleotides long. Its product is annotated as inactive LRR receptor-like serine/threonine-protein kinase BIR2. The record is from RefSeq and is a predicted model, not a curated record. The transcript has a single exon. Gene Ontology annotation, molecular function: protein binding. NCBI's taxonomy places the organism in Eukaryota, Viridiplantae, Streptophyta, Magnoliopsida, Solanales, Solanaceae. The coding region runs from base 1 to 654 and encodes 217 amino acids.
AUGGCAAAACCUACAAUAUUUUUGCACGUCACACAUCUUUUUCUUUCAUUUUCAGGGGUACUUCACAAUGUUACUGCAGUAGCAGUAGUUGAAGAUGAUAUUAGGUGUUUACAGGGACUAAAGAACUCGUUAACGGAUCCUAAUGGAUAUUUGAAUUCGUGGAACUUCUUAAACUACUCGACAGGGUUUAUCUGUAAGUUCGUUGGUGUCAAUUGCUGGAACGACCGCGAGAACCGGGUUCUUGGCCUCACACUUCCAAGCAUGGAUCUCAGUGGACAGCUCCCAGAUGCCUUAAAAUAUUGUUCUUCUGUCACUACCCUUGAUCUCUCUGGUAACAGGUUCUCCGGUCCCAUUCCCUCGGAAAUUUGUAGUUGGAUUCCCUUUUUAGUAUCUCUCGACUUGUCCAACAACAGGUUUUCCGGCUCUAUACCUGCUGAACUUGGAAACUGCACCUACCUGAACAAGUUAGUGCUCAAUAACAACAAACUCUCUGGAAAUAUUCCACCAGCAAUCUCUUGUUUAAGAAGGCUCAAGGUGCUCUCCUUGGCUAACAAUAAUCUCUCUGGUAGCAUACCACCAUUUUCAGGAUUGUCUGACUUUGAAUUUAGAGGAAACAGACAUCUAUGUGGUUGGCGAUUAGCUAAAUGUGGUUGA